Molecule: messenger RNA, 2820 nt
Organism: Sungouiella intermedia
Lineage: Eukaryota; Fungi; Ascomycota; Pichiomycetes; Serinales; Metschnikowiaceae
Source: the annotation of a GenBank genome assembly
AUGAAAUCCGACUUCAAACUUUCCAACUUGAUCGGAACGGUAUAUCGAGAAGGUAACCUAGUGUUUACACGCGAUGGUACCCAGCUCCUAAGUCCAGUGGGAAACAGAGUUUCCUGCUUCGACUUGAUCAAUAAUAAGUCAUUCACCUUCAACUACCAGCACCGCAAGAACAUCGCCAGAAUUGCAUUGAACAAACAGGCUACUAUGAUGCUCACAGUCGACGUUGACGGCAGAGCCAUUUUGGUGAACUUCAUGUCUCGUGUGGUACUUCAUCACUUCAAUUUAAAGGGAGUGGUUCAUGAUCUUCAAUUCAGUCCAGACGGCCACUACUUUGCUGUGGCAGUUGAUAGAUACGUGCAAAUAUGGAAGACACCUGACCAGACCGAGGAUAGGCAGUUUGCCCCCUUCGUGCGUUACAAAAACUACGCUGGCCACUACAAUGAUGUGAUUUCGCUCACAUGGUCUGCGGAUUCGAGAUUUGUCAUUUCAACAUCAAAGGAUCUCACGGCGAGAAUCUACUCAUUGCAUUCGGAAGAUAAGGAUGCUGCAGUAACGCUCACAGGUCACAGAGACUAUGUGAUGCGUGCAUUUUUCAACGAAUCCCAAGAAAUCAUUUACACUCUCAGUAAAGACGGAGCAUUGUUUGAAUGGCAGUAUAUUCUGCAAGACAGUGAUAGUGAAGAUGAGCAGGAAGAUUCUGAUGAGGAAAUGAGUAAUGACGAUGAGGACGAAGACGGGAAAAGCAAUGUUGAAAAAAUCGAUAAGUCGAAGUGGACCAUCACCUCGAAGAACUAUUUCCACAUGGAAGGUAACAGAGUUAAGUGCGCCGACUUUCAUUCCACCAGCAACAUCAUGGUUGUGGGAUUCACCAACGGUGAGUUCAGAUUGUACGAGCUUCCCGAUUUCAACUUGAUUCAGUCGCUCAGCAUGGGCCAGAAUGCCGUGGAUACUGUGACCAUCAACAAGUCCGGAGAAUGGUUUGCAUUUGGAUCUUCAAAGGCUGGACAGUUGCUUGUGUAUGAAUGGCAGUCUGAAUCGUAUAUUUUGAAGCAACAAGGCCACUUUGACCGCAUGAACGCCUUGUGUUACUCUCCAGACGGAUCCAGAGUGGUGACGGCAUCAGAUGACGGAAAAAUCAAGGUUUGGGACAUCAACUCCGGGUUCUGUCUCAUGACAUUCACCGAACAUACAUCUUCCGUGACAGCGGUCGCAUUUGCAAAGAAGGGCCAAGUGAUGUUCUCGUCGUCCAUGGAUGGAACGGUGAGAGCUUGGGAUUUGAUCAGAUUCAGAAACUUCCGUACAUUCACAGCUCCCGAGAGAGUGCAAUUCAACAGUUUGGCUGUGGAUCCUAGCGGAGAAGUUGUUGUGGCCGGAUCGCAGGAUGAGUUCGACAUCUACGUUUGGUCUGUGCAAACAGGAGCCUUGUUAGAUACUUUGGGGGGCCACGAAGGUCCGAUUUCAUGUUUGGCAUUUGGAACUGAAAACUCUGUUUUGGCGUCCAGCUCUUGGGACAAAACCAUCAGAAUAUGGAACAUUUUCAGCCGUAGUCAGCAGGUGGAGCCUAUUGAGGUUGAACACGAUGUUUUGGCAUUAACAAUGCGUCCCGACUCGAAGGAGAUCGCAAUCAGUACAUUGAACGGCUACCUUUUGUUCUUCGAUACCGAAGAGGCAAAGCAGACUCACACGCUAGAUAUCAGAAAGGAUGUUUUUGCUGGUAGACACUUGGAGGACCGUUUCGCAGCCAAAAACUCUGCCAGAUCCAAAAACUUUACCACAAUCGCCUACUCAUUUGAUGGACAAGCACUCAUUGCCGGAGGUAACAACAACAGCAUUUGUCUUUACGACAUCGCCGACGAGGUUUUGUUGAAGAGAUUUGUGGUUUCAGAAAACAUGACAUUAGAUGGAACCUUGACCAUGUUAAACAGUAGUAAAAUUACCGAUGCCGGAAUUUCUCUGGACUUGUUGGAUAGACAAGGUGAAAACAGUGAUCGUGAAGAUCGUGUGGACCUGAGCUUACCAGGAUCUCACCGAGGUGACCCCAGCGUUCGGAAUCUUCGACCACAGAUCCGUGUGACCUCAUUAGAGUUUUCUCCAUCAUCGUCUGCAUUCGCAGCCGCAUCUACAGAGGGACUUUUGAUCUAUUCUACAGACAACACGGUAGUGUUUGAUCCUUUCGACUUGGAUAUUGACGUUACCCCUGCGGGUGUUCAUGAAUGUUUGCACGAAAAGCAAUAUACUCAUGCAUUGGUGAUGGCCUUCAGAUUGAACGAACAAUACUUGUUGGACAAAGUCGUGGAGAGGAUCCCACCUAAAGAUAUUCAGCUUGUAGUUGGAGAUUUACCGGAGAUUUACGUGAACAGACUUCUCAAGUAUUUGGGAGAGAAAUUGAACCGGGCAGACGGAAGUCAUCACAUUGAAUUCAGUUUGAUUUGGGUGAAGGAGACCUUCAACAGACAUGGCCGGUACAUUAACAGCCACAAAUUUGAGAUGCAACCUAAUGUUAGACUUAUUCAGAGAUUUUUGGCUAGAGUGGCUAAAGAUGUUGUACAGGUUAGCAAAAAGUCUGGAUAUCUCCAUAGUUAUUUGGUUGCAGAUCAUGAGGUGGAGGAAGAAGAAAAAGAUAGAGAAGAAGAAGCAAAUGGAGUUAAUGGACAUGAAGUGUACGAAGACAGUGACAUUGAGGCUGAAGACGAUACCCACAAAAGUGACACUGAGGAAUACGAGGAGUGGCACGGUAUGGACGAAACAGAUAUGACAUCCGACAGCAGAAAAAUCACCCACGAUCAAUUUGCCGAGUCGGACAGUGACAUGGAAGACUAG